CAUUUCUCUUUCCCUCGUAUAAUUGUUUACAAAAAAAAGACAUGGCUAUGGCUGUCUACGAUGCUCUGAUUUCCACCAUUGGAGGAAAAGUUGUUGAAUUAUUGGUGGAGCCAGCUGGGCGUCAAUUCGAUUAUAUCUUCUCUCGAGUGAAAUACAUUGAAAAUCUACGAGAGCAAGUUCAAAAUUUAGAGGCUCAGAGAAAAGAUGUGCUCGACUCCAUCGAUGCAGCAAAAAGGAACAGAGAAGAAAUUCUAGAAAGUGUCAAGAAUUGGAUUAACAAAGUUAAUGGGUUCAUUCUUGAGGCUAAUGAGUUUCUUGAAGGUGGUACCAAUGUGAACCAGAAAUGUUUCAGUGGGUGGUUUCCUGAUUUGGUCACACGAGGCCGGCUAGGUAAGGUAGCAAAAAAUAAAGCAGAGGAGGCUAAAGAGCUGGGAAAAGAAGGCACAUUCAAUAACAACAUAUCCAAACUUGCACCUCCCUUGGGGAUAGAGUCCAUACCCUCUGAACAACUUGCGCCUUAUGCUUCUACAAAUUUGACAAUGACGAAUGUAAUGGAGGCACUAAUUGAUGACAAGAUCAACUUCAUUGGAAUACAUGGUAUUGGGGGUGUUGGAAAGACAACUUUGGUAAAAGAAAUCGCCAAAAAAGCAAAAUCUGAUAAGCUUUUUGAUGAAGUUGUGAUGGCUGUAGUGUCUCAGGACAAAGACAAUAAAAAGAUUCAAGAUGAUAUAGCUGGCAUGUUGGGUUUCACCAACUUAAUUAAUCAACCAAGUGAAAUUGCAAGAGCAAGCAUGUUGCGUGCAAGACUCAAGGAUGUGAAGAAGAUCCUUGUUAUAUUGGAUGAUGUUUGGGCCAAACUUAAUUUGGCAGACGUGGGCAUUCCAUUUGGCAAUGAUCACCAGGGUUGCAAAAUCAUAAUCACAACACGACGUGAGCAAGUAUGCAGUUCCAUGGGAAUGGAAAGGGAGAGGAUAAAGAUUGUUCAUCUUGAUGUUUUAUCUGAAGAAGAUUCAUGGGAUUUGUUCAGAAAGAAUGCUGGCAAUGUUGUUGACUCUAAUGUGGUAAAUGCUAUCGCUAAUGAGGUUUGUAAAGAAUGUGGAGGCCUGCCUAUAGCACUUGUUACAGUUGGAAUCGCAAUGAAAAAUAAAGAUGACCUUAAUUCAUGGAACCAAGCAGCUCAAGAAUUGAGAAAAUCAAUGCCAACAAACAUUGAAGAUGUUGAUCAACGAGUGUACAAAAGUCUUAAGUUCAGCUAUGAUUACCUGAGCAAGGAUAAUGACCUGCGAGGUGAGGAAGCCAAGGCUUGCUUCUUGCUUUGUUCUCUAUUUCCUGAGGAUCAUAACAUCUUAAUAGAAGACUUGGUACGAUAUGGGAUGGGGUUGAGGGUAUUCAAAAAAGUUGAUACAGUGAGUGAAGCCAGGGGCAGAGCAAAGUCGGUGAUCAAAAAUCUCAUAGAUUCCUGUUUGUUAUUAGCUGGUGAUAAACAAGAUUGCAUCAAAAUGCAUGAUGUUGUACGUGAUGUUGCCAUAGAUAUUGGAUCCGAAAAGUAUUUUGUAAGAGCUGGUUGCAAUUUGAAUGAUUGGCCAAAGAUCGAUAGUUUGGAUCAAUACAUUGGCAUAUCAUUGAUGAGAAAUCAAAUCAGUAAUCUUCCUGAGAUCUUAGAAUGUCCAAAGCUCCAAAUAUUACUAUUACAAGACAAUGAAAAUGCAUGGUCAUGUUCACAUGAAUUCUUUUCAUGGAUGAAGGCACUUAGUGUUUUAGAUUGGAGCCUACACUUCUACUCUCAUCUUGAUAAUCCAAUUCGUAAUGUUGAUGCUUUCAAUAACCAAACGUGUCUUCGAACAUUAGUUCUUGAAGGAAUAAAGUUUGGGGACACUAAAUUUCUUGGACAGUUAAAGACACUUGAAGUUCUUUGCCUCAGGCGUGCCUUCUUUUCUGAGGCACCAAAUGCUAUAAGGGAAUUAACUAAUCUAAGGUUGUUGGACAUGACUGAAAGCCGUCAUGAAUUUCUGAUUCCGGCCGCAAUGGUAUUGCCUUUAUCCCAUUUGGAGGAGUUGUACUUGUUUGACAUCACAUCUUCAAGUAUCGGAUACCCUGCAGGGGAAGUAGUUGUUGUACUAAGAUCUUUGCCUCGCCUAAAAUUGCUAACCAUUUCCAUACCUGACAUUGCGUAUAUACCCAAGGACUUUGUUUUUCCUGAGUUGGAUAGUUUUAUUAUUCUUAUCGGAAAAUCGAGAACGUGGCCGAGUGUUGAAAAUGAUUCUCCAAAUCAUUUGGAACUUGGAAAUUUGGUUGGACCCAUGGUUAAUUGGAGUAAAUGGCUAAAGAUGGUGUUAAAGAGAGCUACACAUCUGAGGAUUAAAGAUUGUCGUCAAUUCGAAUACUUGAUCAACGCAGAGGAAUGGGGGAUUUCAUCACAGGCACAACCACGUGAUUUGCAAUUGCUCUUCAACCUGGAAGAAUUGGUACUCCAGCAUUUGGAUAGUUUCAAAGGGAUAUGUGCAACAAGUGCAGUUACUACUUCCAGCUGGGUGUGCUUCCCAAAGCUCAGAAGUUUGGGAGUUUCCUUUUGUCCUGAACUAUCAAAUGUUCUUCUUCCAUUCAAUUUGCUUCAAAGGCUACAACAUUUGGAGAAGCUUGAGGUAGUAGGUUGCAAGAAAUUGGAACAAGUAUUUGAUUUUGGUUCUGAAAGAGAAGGCAUGAAGCUGCUUUCUAGUUUGAGAAGUUUAGAUCUAAUUGACUUGCCUAGAUUGAAGCAUAUAUUGAACUGCUCCAGUCGUCAACAUGUGCAACUUAGCAACCUAAGAUAUUUGUAUGUCUUUUCAUGUGGCAAACUGAAAUAUGUUUUCCAACCUUCCAUAGCUCAAGCUCUUCAUCAACUUGAAGAGCUUUCGGUAUACAUGUGUGAAGAAAUUGAGGAAAUUGUUGCAACCAAGCAAAACGAAAGGCACGACGAAGAAAAGAGUGUGGACUACAAGAUGGUGUUCAAAAGUCUCAAAAAACUCCACCUUAUGGGUCUUCCAAACCUAUGUGGUUUCUGCACGGGAGGAGACAACUUUCCUUUUGAAUGGCCAUCCUUGGAAAUACUUGAUGUGAGAGACUGCCCCAAAAUGAAGACUUUCGCUGCCACCACUUCCGCCAGCACACCAAAACUGAAGGAAGUUGAAUUGGAUAAAUCCGUGAUACCGCUACAGGGGAUGGACUUGAAUCAGUUUGUGCAAACCCAUAUCAUUUCAAAGCCACCUAAGGCAAGACAGACUGCUACUCUUGAAGAUGAUGAAUCCAAAUUAGAUUCUGAACUAGAUUAAGAAUUUAUGAGGAAUAACUCUCAUGAUUGUCAACCAUAAAGAAUGUUGAGCUGCUCCCUAUAUGUGAUGCCUACCUUAAGAUUUUAUUGUGCAAGGGCAUAUGCUUCCUAUGAUUUGUGUUUCUAAAUAAUUGUCUUGCUCUGCAAUAUCAAAACUACUACUCUAAAUAAAGGUAUGUUUACCUAAUGUGUGCUAAAGAUUUGAAGAGUGAAUAAAGGUGGAAACAAAGUACCCGGUGUGUAAUUUUACUUUCUUUGCAUUGUAAUGGAGCUUGUAUCCAAAAUUAUUUAUCUCAAUUAAUAGUAUUGUAUGUUUGUUUU
This is a messenger RNA of Camellia sinensis, 3628 nucleotides long. RefSeq names its product disease resistance protein At4g27190-like. The record is from RefSeq and is a predicted model, not a curated record. Gene Ontology annotation, molecular function: ADP binding; ATP hydrolysis activity. NCBI's taxonomy places the organism in Eukaryota, Viridiplantae, Streptophyta, Magnoliopsida, Ericales, Theaceae.